This is a messenger RNA of Megalops cyprinoides (Indo-Pacific tarpon), 2765 nucleotides long. It is a transcript of the gene atg4da, whose product is annotated as autophagy related 4D, cysteine peptidase a. Gene Ontology annotation, molecular function: protein-phosphatidylethanolamide deconjugating activity. NCBI's taxonomy places the organism in Eukaryota, Metazoa, Chordata, Actinopteri, Elopiformes, Megalopidae. The transcript has 11 exons. The coding region runs from base 371 to 1885 and encodes 504 amino acids. The record is from RefSeq and is a predicted model, not a curated record.
UUAACCACACAACAGAUCAUUUACAUUAGCGAGCUAGCUAGCUAAAUUGUAUUAAAUUGUCGAAUUAUGCACUUUAGCAGUACUGUCUUGGUCAGUUAAGAUACACUGAAAGCAUAGCAGAGAUGACUUUACCUCAGAGAUGGGUUCAUUGGAAAAUGUGUUCAUUGUUGCACUGAAAUGAAAGUGUCCGAUGAAGCAGCCGUCACAAGACGACGGGAUUGGUACGGGUUAUUGAAUUACUAGCUAGUCUAUGUACCUGUUUUAUAUGGAUUUGUGGGGAAUAUCACAAGUGGAACUUUUGGGAUAUUAAGGUUUCUGUGGCAAUGAAAGAACCCGGAGCAGGCGUUCAGCUACUAACCCCCCCGUGGCCAUGAACUCGGUGUCCCCCAGCGCGGCGCAGUACCUGGGGGGUGGCAUGCAGGACGAGGGGCUGGCCCCCAAUCCCGACCGGAGGCGGCCACCUUCCUGGGAGCCCAAAGGCCACUUUGGUCAUGGCACAGGCCCUGAUGGAAAGAGGGAGGUGGCGGAGGAGCCAGACGAGGUGGAUCGGCUCAAAGCCAAGCUGAGGUCGGCCUGGAACAAUGUCAAAUAUGGCUGGUCAGUCAAAUCCAAAACCAGUUUCAACAAGACCUCCCCUCUCACCCUGCUGGGACACUCUUUUUUGCUCAACCAUGAAGAUGAAGUGGAGCGUUUCCGCCAGGUGUUCGUGUCUCGGCUGUGGCUGACGUACCGGCGCGAGUUCCCCCUGCUGGAGGGUUCCACCUGGACCACGGACUGCGGCUGGGGCUGCAUGCUGCGCAGUGGGCAGAUGCUGCUGGCUCAGGGCCUGCUGGUGCACCUGCUGCCACCAGACUGGACAUGGCCGGACGCCCAUCAGCUCACAGACGUGGAAAUGGAGGUGCUGAAGCCUCGCUCCCCGUCCCGCAGCGGGGGGGUUUCUGUCCCCUCCUUCCUCCCUUCACGGGCCCCGCACUCAGCCCCUAGGGGUCGCAGCACCGCUUCAUCCGGGGGAGAGGGGUCGAGGAGGGUCCAGAGGAGGCGCGCUGAGACCAGCCGGGACAGGCAGGCGGAGGUCACACACCGGCGCCUGGUGUCCUGGUUUGGGGAUCACCCCCAGGCACCCUUUGGGGUGCACCAACUGGUGGAGCUGGGGAAGAGCUCUGGGAAGAAGGCCGGGGACUGGUAUGGCCCCUCCAUCGUUGCACACAUACUUCGAAAGGCAGUGGCCAAAACCUCAGAUGUUCACAACCUGGCAGUGUAUGUUGCUCAGGACUGUACUGUGUACAAAGAGGACGUGGUGCGGCUCUGUGAUCCGUCCCUGUUGGAGGGCUCGUCAGAACCCAGCACAGGAUGGAAGUCUGUCAUCCUGCUGGUCCCAGUCCGGCUGGGUGGGGAUUCGCUUAACCCAGCCUACAUCGACUGUGUCAAGAACAUUCUCAGGUUAGAAUGCUGCAUUGGAAUCAUUGGUGGCAAACCCAAGCACUCGCUGUUCUUCAUUGGAUUCCAGGAUGAGCAGCUGCUGUAUUUGGACCCACACUACUGUCAGUCUGUUGUGGAUGUCACGCAAGACAACUUCCCACUGGAGUCGUUUCACUGUAACUCCCCACGGAAGAUGAACAUCAGCCACAUGGACCCCAGCUGCACCAUCGGCUUCUACGCCAAGAACCAGAAGGACUUUGAGUCUCUUUGCUCUUCUGUCAGUGUGGCCCUCUCAUCGUCCAAGGAGAAGUACCCCAUUUUUACCUUUGUGGAGGGGCAAGGUCAAGACUAUGGGCUAGAGGGCCAGAGUGGGGUGCCCCCUGACCUCCCAGCCCACAUCCUGCCCCGAGGGAAGCUGAACAGGGGCGGCAAGAGGGGCAGCAUGGACGAGUUUGUGUUCUUGUGAGCACCAUCCCCGCCGCCACCGCCAGCCUCCGCCCGUCGAAUACAGGAUGGCCGAAAGGGCCGCCCCCUCCAAAGCGGACUGAACCUUAGAGGAAUGGGUUUGUGUGUUCUGUUGCAGUGCAGCUCAAGCUACGUUCGCCCCUUCACACUUGCAGGUGUUACCCAUCCACCGCUUCAGAGCAGCCGUAGCUGUAACUUGUGUUGCCGCUCGGGCAAAGAUGGAUGGAUAAUUUAAGCCAGGCCUUUCAUCACUUGGCUGGUUAUGAGAUUGUGAAGCUCAUUGAGAUUAGACAUAUCUCCAAACACCUUAUUGGACAUAAAACACUGUUUUUUUGUUUUUAAUAAUAUUAUUUUAGAUGUUAGGUUGCAAGGCCCAGAAAGCUCACAUUUGGUUUGGAAUCGCAAAUCAUGCAGCUGUGUACUUCAGCUCUUUUGGGUUCGUAGUUUUUAAUGACUUCAUUUUAUUAUUUUUAUUAAUUUAUUCAGUUUUCAGAAGCAUCUUUUUUUAUCUGCCUCACAACUUCAGGAUGUUGUACCCAAUAACGGAACUAUGUUUGCCAUUACGCCUUUUUUUUCCCCUUGUCUAUUUUGUAUAUUAUUUCCUCACCAGUGACUCCUAACUGAUAGUCCGAAGCUUGGAUCCUCUGUACAUCUUUGUUACAUUGCUUAGCAUUGUUGUCCUUUUGCAGUGUAACGCAGCUUCCAAAUUGAUACACAUCUUUGCACGCAGCAUUACCCCCUUUUAACACUAAAAUCCUUCCAGUGGUACCCUGUGUACUAGCAUAGUCCGAAUGAUGAAUGAUUGAUGGCCCGUUUCAGGUUCAGAAUAAAACACAGGAUUGCACCUUUUUUUUCCAUAGAGUAUGUCAUCUUACUAAAAU